AGUUUUCCCGAAGUCGAACGCCUGGCGCGCCGAGAGGGCCUGAAUGGAACCCUCUGGGAGCUAUCCAUGCGCCACAAGCUCUGCAUCUUCAGUUCAGAGGAAGCCGUCUUUCACUGCGGGCAGAUAAUGCGAUUUAUUCGCGCCAUGCCCUCUGAUCGUCGACCUUGCUGGUGGUCGGCUGCCGUGUAUCGCGCCACCUUGAUUCUGUGGGCGAAUACUGUCACGACGCUGAACCCCACGUUGCCAACAGCGCUGCAGGUGCGGAAUAGUUCGUCCUCUCCCGUGUCUUCAAAUGUGGACGAGGAGCGGCGACAGGAAAGCACGGCACCCAAAGACCAUAGUUUGGUGGAUGCAAGCAUCAUCAUUGACCAGGUCACACCGGAGGACCCCUGCCUGAUCAGAUAUCUCUGGAGCGGAGGCAAGGGCAUCAUCAUGGUGACCCGUCGAGACGGCCGCACUGUCGGGCUUGAGAGUCCAGCCGACGUUCUCAACUACGGCAUUGGUGUCGUUGACGAGGGUUUCACCAGCCGCAUCGGCGACGGCAUCAAACGCAAGUUGGCGUCACUAAACACAUACUGGAGGGUUGAAGCGCCUGAUAUUCCUGUUGCGCCGGGCAUGGCAUGAGUUUCUUUUGGACACUUUUACCGUUGGCUUUACUUACUUUCACAAACACCUCUCGAUCCUUGUUUUUCCACAUUCGCUUGACAGAGCUCAUACCGCUUGACAGUCAUGAGGAGUACCCAUAUGAUUUCCUUCUUCUCUCCUUCUGAGGCACUCAGGCAAGGAGGAAAAUGGCGUUGCUGCCGUAUCUCUUGGUGGAGGAGAGGCACCUCAUGACCAGCACCAGGCAUAUGAUAGGCAUGGAAAGGAGGAGACACACAGGCGUACAGCCAUCGAGGUCUGCUAGGCAGUGAAUACCAAAGUGUAUCGAUC
This is a messenger RNA of Verticillium dahliae VdLs.17, 933 nucleotides long. Its product is annotated as pig1. The transcript has a single exon. Bases 67 to 624 code for a protein of 185 amino acids. The record is from RefSeq and is a predicted model, not a curated record. Lineage: Eukaryota; Fungi; Ascomycota; Sordariomycetes; Glomerellales; Plectosphaerellaceae.